GUGCCGGGGCCGUUCGGGCGGCGGUUGUGCUCAGGAAAGAAGAUGGCUCAUCCCAUCCCUCUCCCCUUUCCAUGCCCAGUCAAGCUUGGAAGUGUCAAAGGAGACUCCCUGGAAGCUGACCUGCAUGAGUAUGUCAGGGAGGGGAACUAUGUGAAAGUGAAGAAGCUUCUGAAAAAAGGAGUUUUUGUGGAUGCUGUGAAUUCCAUGGGCCAGACCUGUCUGUUCACUGCUGCUUUGCUGGGGCUGGGUAAAAUUGUGGAUGUGCUGCUGGAAUACGGCUCGAAUGCCAAUCAGUUAAGUACCAAACAUUUAUUCUCCUCAGUGAUGCUGGAAUUUAUCCAGCAGUGCUCGCUGUGCAUGCAGGCUGCCAUUUGGAAUCUUCCCUCUGACCUGCUCAGGAAGGUUGGCUCCACAAGGGCCUUGAUCUGCAGCCCCUCGAGGUUUGGUGGCCUUGUCCAAGGGAAUGCUGAGAUUCCUGUGGGGAAAUUUCUGAAAGGACGACCCAGCGUGGCCAGGAACAUUUACAGCUUUGGUUUUGGGAAGUUCCACCUGGCAGGCAGUGGCCACCUGGGCUACCUGGCCUCCCUGCCAAUAAUUGGGGACAAAGAUUUGGUUCAGGCUGAUGAUGAAGCAGCAUUUUCUUACCACGUGGGGCCCUACAUGAUCAUGACCAACCUGAUGUGGGGAGGCAGCAGGGUGACAGUGAAGGAGCUGAGCCUCCAGCCCCAGCAGAGGAGCUGGAAGCUGCGCCUGGCUGAUCUGCUGCUGGCAGAGCAGGAGCACAGCAGCAAGCUCCGCCACCCUCACUUGCUGCAGCUGAUGUCUGUCUGUCUGUCCUGUGACCUGGAGAAAACUCGGCUGGUCUAUGAGAGGGUUCACUUUGGCUCUCUCUACAGCAUCCUCCAUGAAAGGCGCGCGGAGUUCCCGGUGCUGCAGACGGCGACCCUGCUGCACAUCCUGCUGCAGGUGCUGGACGCGCUGCGCUUCCUGCACGGCCGCGGCUUCCUGCACCGCUCCCUGUCCUCGCUCGCCAUCCAGGUGGUGGCCUCGGGGGAGGGCAAGCUCUGCAACCUGGAGUACAUGAUAGAGAGCAAGGACAGCGGGGAGCACAGUGACCUGACCCGAAUCCCUGUGCCAGCCCAGCUGUUCCGCUGGAGCUCCCCUGAAAUCAUCCUGGGCAAGCCUGGCACGGUCAGGUCAGAUGUUUACAGCUUCUGUGCAGUGCUGCAGGAGGCCCUGACAGAGAGCCCUCCCUGGAAAGGUGUGGAAGACUCAGCUGUGAAGCAGCUCGUCCUUUCAGGGGAGCAGCUGGAAGCAGAUGUCAGGCUGCCCCUGCUCUACUAUGAUGUUGUCAAGUCAGGGCUGGAACCCAAACCCAGGAACCGCUCCAUGAAGCUUCAGGAUAUUCAAUAUGUCCUGAAAAAUGACCUGAAGGACUUGGUUAAAUCUGAAGGCGGCCACGCUGGUGGAACACUCAAAGCCCAGAGGUCUGCUGUUCUUGCAGAUGUGAACAUCUGCUGGGCAUCAUCUUUUAGCUUCCAGAAGAGAACAGUGGAACUCCAGGAAAAAGAGAUGAGCAAGGCUGGUGGCUUUCCUGCCCCCAAGGACUCUGUUUUCCCCAAGGAGAGCAGUGCUGUGGUGCUGCAGGAGGCAGCAGCCAGUGCAGAGCCCCCGGUGCAGGACAGCAGCCUCGGGGUCUCUGAGCAGCAUUCUGGAGCUUCUCCCUGCAGUGAGAGCGAUGUGGAUGGGAGCCUGUGCAGCUUUGAGAUGAAUGAAAUCCUGGCCAGUUACCCAGAAGGUCCCCAAGACUUCCUGGAGGGAGGACCUGGGUCAGGCCAGGCCCUGAGGGAUGCAGAAAUGCAAGAGCAGAGCCAGUGGGAGGGUGAGGAUGAAGGGGAAUCCUCGGGGUCCAGCACAGGCUUCACUGGAGAGGAGGAGGAGGAGGAAGAAAAGGAGGAGAAGGAGGAAGAAGAGGAAAGGGUGAGAGAAGGCUCUGGGCUGUCCCAGGUGAGAGGAGCUGCUGGCAGGAGGCUGAGCAGCCCCUCCCAGAGCGAGCAGCACAUCAGCAGAUGUGUCCUGAACCUCAAGAUCAUGCAGAGCAUGCUGCAGCAGGCUGGGCAUUCCCUGAGCAGGACAGAGGAGAAACUGGACAGGCUGAAGGCCAUGGCAAAGCAGAAGAGGCUGCUCCAGGAGGUCAGGAUGAAUCUGCUUCCCAAGGAAAGUUCUCAGGGAAGGCGCUGGGAUGGCUCUGAUGCUGCUUCCCAAAACACCAUGAAGGCUCUUUCUGGAGUUGAUAUUUUUUUACACCAGGCUGUGGCUCCACCAUCCAGGGACUACAUUCCACCUCCAGUAACGUGUCAGGCACCAGGCAGAGACAGCUUCCAGGCUGUUCCCCAGACAGGCAAGGAAAGAGAGGCAAUUCAGAAUGAGAAGUGGAAGAGCAAAAUUGCAGCCACCCAUUGUGAUCCAGGCUGCAGCACGGGCAGAGGGCUGGAUGGUGAAGUGAGCCUAAACCAGGAGCAUUUCCUCCCACACGUGUCUGCAAGAAGCCAGAAAAAGUUCAACCUGCAGUGGCAGAGAGGAGCUGAUUCACAUCCUGCAGCAAGAAGGGAAGAGGAGAAGUGGUGCCAUUCAAAACCAAGGGUGGAAUUCUGCAGCAAAAAAAGCAUCGAGAAGAGGAGGGUGGUGCAGUCAGGAUGGAGGACUGAAGUCAAGCAGAUGGCCAGAAGAGUGGCCUCAGGUCGGCUGGGGCUCAGCUGCCCCUACCCUGGCAGCGAGUGCCCGUCUGAAGCAGAAGGUGCCAAGGAGCCCCCCCAGGAGGUGCCUGCUGGAGCCCCCCAGAGCCAGGGGCAGCCGGGUGAGCCCUGGGACCCGGGCUCUGAGGACACAGCCGACUCUGGGGACAGUGAUCUGGACAGGACUUCCACAGGGAGGAGCUGCCAGUCCCCAGCACCAGAUGAGCAAGCAGAGUCUGGAAAAUCCAUUCCUAAGAGUUCAGUGCUUCCUCAGCAAGCUGAGAAUCUCUCUAGAGGGCAUUCAAGGGAAUUACAUUGUUCCCUUAAUUCACCUCCUGAUGUGACUGAAGAAUUCUUCACUCCUGAUUAUUUCCUUCCUCCUGCUCUUGAGGGAAGGUCAGAACCAGAGACCUCAGACACUGAGGGCAAAGCAGAAGAUGUUUGUGCAGGAUUUUUACAGAAAUUACCUGCAGAUGCAGCAUCAGCAAGUCAGGCUCCAGGAGGAAAAAUACUAUUCUGCAGCACAACACCACAGAGCUGUGGCAGUAACAAGCUGGGAGUGAAUCAGCUGAGCCAAAUGCCUGGAGCCAGUGUGGAUGCAGCACGAGAAGCGACGCUGUGGGAGCCACAGGAAGAAUGCCAAGAAAAAGAUGUAUCAGUGGCAGAUAUUCAGGAUUUGUCCAGCAUCCCCUGUGAGCAGAACUUCCAGAGGGGUGUGGAGUGUAAAACACCUCGGCUGAGCCACGCUCCCACCAGUGUCAGCACCCCCCUGGGCUCAGAUGAAAAAUUUCCAUUAGCCUUUGAGAAAUACAAUCAGUGCCGUGAGUUUUCUUCAGAUUCUUCCUUUUGUGGCUCUCAAGAGACCUCCUCCACUGUGUUCAAGACUUUCACCACAGCCUGUGAAGGGGAGAGGAGCAUGGAAAUUCCAGUGGUGGCUCCAAGAUUUUGCCCAUUUGGACUGAAAGAGCCUGUUGGGUUGCCACCAGUUGCUUCAUCCCUGAGGAACACCAGGCAGGCACCUGCACUCUCAGAGGCAUCUCCCCCCUCCACUGAUGAGCUGCCUCCACCAGCCCAAGAGCUGCUGGAUGAAAUUGAACACUUAAAGCAGCAAGAUUCCAUCACUCCAGACUUGGAAGGGAUGGGAUUGCAAGACUCCAGAGUGCAAGUGAAUGCUCUUGAUCAAGUUCAAAUGGAAAACAGAGAGUCAGGAGAAGAAUCUGAGAGAGAUGAGAAGACAAAUGAGAGUUUAUGGACUAAAGAGUCAUUUAAUCUAGCAGAGGAUACAGAAAGGGCUCACUCCAGCCUGGAUGAUGCUUUGGAGAGAAUGCUCCAUGCUGUUCCUGGGGAUGAGGAGAUCCAAGAGCAACCUCAGGGACACACUCUUGGGGCUGCCAGCCUGCAGGAUCCAGAAGAUGCUGGAAGGAAGAAUGGAGGAGAGGAGAGAGGAGCCUGGGCUGGAGGCAGAGCACCAGGAAGCUGUGCAGGGACUUCAGCAGAUGAGAGCAAGGAUCAGAAAUCCCACCCCCAGCAGCAGCUGGCUCCAGCUCCACCCUUCAGGAUAAUUGUUUUGGAUGAGAGCUCUCUCCAUGAUUAAAACACAGAGUGAAUAAGUGCUACACAUCACCUGCUUGCUGCUGCUUGCCCAGUGUUUAGUCUGUGAAUUACAGCCCUUUUUGGCCCCAUAAACACCUGUAAAGCUCAGAUUUCCUUUAACAGCAGCAGCAAGUUCAGAAGAAAAUCCCAUGUUCUGUGUUCUGAAAUGGUUUGUACUGGUUUGAUGCCAUUGUUGCAUGCCCAGGCAGUGUCAAUGUGCAGAAGUGAGCUGUUUUUUUACUGUCACAUCCUUAUGAAACUACUUUUCAUUCUGCACGUGCACAUUUUCAUAAGCUAAAGAAUUCCAUGCUCUGUUGCAUUAUGCAGUUUUCAGAUUAAAGACAAAAUGAUUGUAAUUCUGUGGGCUGCUGGUGCUGCUCAGGCACUGAAAUGUUUCCAUGCUGGAGUGUUGCAGCCCAUGUAGUGUCUGUUUUUCCUUGCUCAUUAAAUUUAACAAGGUAAUUUCUUGUUUUCUCUUUACUUAGUGCUUUUGUGAUCUAGUGUUGAACUGAUUUGACUGAUUAAAGGGAUUAAUUGCUGUGCAAAAAGCUAAUGAGGAAAAGGCAGUGUUCUCCAGAGAUUGCAAGUGCAGCAAUAUGUUCCCUGCCAGCAUCAGACAAAAAUGUGAAAAAAAUGUGGUUGUUAUGAAGAUACCUGGUGUUUAAUUCAACCACAUUUUUGGUAGGCCU
Passer montanus (Eurasian tree sparrow) is the source of this 5017-nucleotide messenger RNA. RefSeq names its product testis expressed 14, intercellular bridge forming factor (gene TEX14). Gene Ontology annotation, molecular function: protein binding; ATP binding; protein kinase activity. The coding region runs from base 43 to 4329 and encodes 1428 amino acids. The record is from RefSeq and is a predicted model, not a curated record. The transcript is spliced from 32 exons. Gene Ontology annotation, biological process: mitotic sister chromatid separation; mitotic spindle assembly checkpoint signaling; male meiotic nuclear division. Gene Ontology annotation, cellular component: midbody; kinetochore; intercellular bridge. NCBI's taxonomy places the organism in Eukaryota, Metazoa, Chordata, Aves, Passeriformes, Passeridae.